Fusarium redolens is the source of this 1014-nucleotide messenger RNA. RefSeq names its product Glyoxalase/Bleomycin resistance protein/Dihydroxybiphenyl dioxygenase. The record is from RefSeq and is a predicted model, not a curated record. NCBI's taxonomy places the organism in Eukaryota, Fungi, Ascomycota, Sordariomycetes, Hypocreales, Nectriaceae. Gene Ontology annotation, cellular component: mitochondrion. Gene Ontology annotation, biological process: L-methylmalonyl-CoA metabolic process. The transcript is spliced from 2 exons. Bases 1 to 1014 code for a protein of 337 amino acids. Gene Ontology annotation, molecular function: methylmalonyl-CoA epimerase activity.
AUGACUGACAUGCGAAUCCCCACAAUCACCAACGACCCUUCCAAGGUCCAACUGUCCCGCAUCGCCCAUGUCUACUUCGAACACCCAGACCUCGACCAGUUCGACAGAUUCGCAGAUGACUUUGGCUUCGUUAAAGAAGCUCGUGUCGGAGAUACCAUUUACUAUCGAGGUUAUGGAAUAGACCCUUUCAUUUAUGUCGCAGCUAAGAGCAAAGAUGGCAAGCGGAGAUUCCUUGGACCAGCUUUCGUGGCUGCCUCUGAGGAAGAGUUUGAAAAGGCAGCUGCUCUUGAUGGAGCUGAGAGAGUCUCUCUUGAGCAUGCGCCUGGUGGUGGAAAGAUGAUCAAGUUCAGUCGACAAGAUAAUACCUUUUUUCAUGUUGUCUAUGGCCAAGAAGAGAGAAAGACGGACUCGGAAGAACCCACUGCAACACACGAACAGCAGGGUCCUUACAACAAACCCUUCACAAAGCCAAGGCGAGGCAAAUACCAACGCUAUCAUCCUGGCCCAGCUCUCGUCCACAAACUCGGCCAUUUCGGCUACGUCGUCCCAGACUUUGACAACGAGCUAGCAUGGUACACAGGUAACUUCAAUUUCGUCCCCUCAGAUAUUCUGUACCACUGGGACUUCUCCAACAUGGAUGUACUCACCUUCAUGCACUUGGAUCUCGGCGAUGAAUAUUCUGAUCAUCACUGCUUCUUCAUGCAGCGAGCUGAACCUCAUGUUAAGAAGAUCUACUGCCACCAUACCUCGUUUGAAGUCGCCGACUUUGAUACACAGCUCAUUGGGCAUGAGUACCUGGCUAGCAAAGGCUGGAAGAGCAUCUGGGGCGUCGGACGACACGUUCUGGGCAGUCAGAUCUUUGACUAUUGGGCUGAUCCUAGUGGGUUCAAGAUUGAGCAUUAUGCUGAUGGUGAUGUUGUGAAUCGGGCAAGUGGGACUAAGAGGGAUGUUGUUGGGCCGUUCUCGGUUUGGGGUCCCGAAGUGCCAAAGGACUUUGGAGAGAAGGGUGCCUAA